Messenger RNA from Aspergillus affinis, 897 nucleotides. Its product is annotated as sucrase/ferredoxin-like domain-containing protein. NCBI's taxonomy places the organism in Eukaryota, Fungi, Ascomycota, Eurotiomycetes, Eurotiales, Aspergillaceae. Bases 1 to 897 code for a protein of 298 amino acids. The transcript has 2 exons. The record is from RefSeq and is a predicted model, not a curated record.
AUGCCCGAGGGGCUACCGCUUGACCAUAAUCAACCAUUGAAUGGAACAAUGGCGGCCUAUGCACAACAGAUCCUGAUCUGUACCGGACAAGGAGAUUGGACAAGUCGCAUUGAGGACGAUGGGAAGAAUCAAGGCUGGGGAGAACUUGCGAGGGGUUUGAAACGUCUGAUGGGCCGUGGGGGGCAUUAUGCCGACCCAUUCAACAACAUCUUGGUCAGCAAUUCUUCUUUUCCAGCAGCUCCAGCAUCAGAGAGUACUUCGACCUCUGCGUCAGCGUUUCUGUUCCCUUCGUUCACGUAUUUCCCUUCCAUUCCCGUCAAUGUGCCGGAAUCGCCCGAGGCAGUGACCGACCUUUCGACCUUUGUUCGCGCCUUCCUUCUUCCUCGAAAACUCAGUGCGAUGGCGGAUUCUCUGCCUGAAUCUCGACGGGCGGAGUUAACUCGCAAUCCGGAACUAGCAACGGAGUUCUCGGGUGCUGUCGAUAUUCAGAAAUCUCCGGUGGUCUUGAUUUGCGGUCACGGCGGCCGUGAUAUGCGAUGCGGCAUCAUGGCGCCAGUCCUUCAAGAAGAGUUCCGUCGGGUUUUGCUGGCCAAAGGGUUCACGUCGGUGAUUAGUGACAGUCACAUAAUCGACAGCCCUGAGCACGCCCACAUUGGACUCAUCAGCCAUAUCGGUGGGCAUAAAUACGCUGGAAACGUGAUUGUGUAUAUCCCGCCCGGAAUGUUGCUCGAGGGUUCAUCGGUGCCGCACCCGCUGGCGGGUAUGGGCAUCUGGUAUGGGCGCAUCGAACCCAGGCAUGCGCAGGGGGUAGUGGAAGAGACCAUCUUGGGUGGCAAGGUGGUGGUAGACCAUUUCCGUGGUGGAAUAGAUCGAAAUGGGGGUAUUCUGAGACUAUAG